Molecule: messenger RNA, 1125 nt
Organism: Benincasa hispida (wax gourd)
Lineage: Eukaryota; Viridiplantae; Streptophyta; Magnoliopsida; Cucurbitales; Cucurbitaceae
Source: RefSeq, a predicted model, not a curated record
AUGGAUCAAGAAAAAAGAAUGCCUGAGAUUAGAAGCCAUUCAGAACCCAGUACGUCCAACGUGGGAAAGCCUGAGGUGCUGCUGAACGCACCAUUCCCUAGGCGUCUGAUGAAGAAGAAUGAUGAACAAAAAUUCAAGUGCUUUCUUGAGCCCCUAAGGCAAUUGUAUAUCAACAUUCCACUUAUAGAAGCCCUGGAGCAGAUACCAAAAUAUGUAAAAAAAUUUAAGGACAUUUUGACGAAGAAAAGAAGAGUUAGCGAAACGAAAGUAAUCGCAUUAACGCAGGAAUGCAACGCAUUAGUAAGCAAUGGUCUAUCAAAGAAACAGAAGGACCCUGGGAGUUUCACAGUUCCUUGCUCGAUAGGAGGAUUGGAUGUGGGUCAUGCGUUGUGUGAUUUGGGAGCUAGCAUUAAUCUAAUGCCUCUCUCAAUCUUUAAGAAAUUGGGAAUUGGUGAAACACAACCCACUUCUGUUACUCUUCAGCUCGCUAACAGAACAAUCAAGUACCCAGAAGGAAGGAUUGAAGACGUUCUGGUAAAGGUUGACAACUUCAUAUUCCCAGCAGACUUUAUUAUCUUGGAUUAUGAAGUAGAUAGGGAGGUACCAAUUAUCCUUGGACGCCCCUUCUUAGCUACUGGGAAAGUUUUAAUUGACGUGCAUAAAGGCGAAUUGACUAUGCGCGAUAAUCAAGAGGUGAAGUUUAAUGUAUUAAACGCAUUAAAGUUCCCAGAUAGUGAAGAUUGUCAACUGAAAAGUAUUGAGCUUCCUGAAGAAGAGACCCAUGUAUACAAGGUCCUCGCGUUAGAGGAGAAUCUGAAAGAACAAGAGCCGCCAAGUCUGAGUGAGCGGCGGAUAAAACCAACACGUCCAUCACUUGAGGAACCACCAGAACUCGAGUUGAAACCGUUACCUAGUCACCUGAAAUAUGCCUUUUUUUUUUUCAGGGAAGUUAAAAUCCAGGUGGUCAGGUCCAUCAUUAAAACAGUCUUUCCAUAUAAAGCAGUGGAAGUAACACGGGAAGAUGGCACCAACGCAUUCAAAGUAAAUGGCCAAAUAGUGAAGCCAUACUUUGAAGAUGAAUUGGAACGUCAAAAGUCGUCCCUCACACUACGCGAAGCCAGCUAA